Messenger RNA from Knipowitschia caucasica, 1701 nucleotides. NCBI's taxonomy places the organism in Eukaryota, Metazoa, Chordata, Actinopteri, Gobiiformes, Gobiidae. The record is from the annotation of a GenBank genome assembly.
AUGGACUACUGGAGUGCCUUGGAGGUUUACCGGGAGAUGGUGCUUCUGUAUUUGGAGGAAGCACGUCGUCAAAUCAACUCCGGCUGCAGUGAACUGGAACCGUGGCAGAUCAUCUCAGCAACUUUCAUCACAACGAUUGGAGCAGUGUGGGUCAAAGGAGUCCUCUUCCAACAAGAAAGUCUAACGUCACGAAUCAAGAAGAAAUUUUUUCGCCUCAUCAGAAAAAUACCGUUUGUUGGCAACGCUAUCCAGAGUCAGCUGAACAAGGCGCUGGACGACAUGUCAGUGAGUCUGUGCACACUUAAGGAGGGGAUGAGCUACACCAAGCAGCUGCCCUCCAAAGGCCUGUCCCAAAACCAGGUCCUGGACAAAAUCAAAGAAUACCAGACGCUGAAUGAGGUGCAGUGGGAGAAAGGCUGCGUUUCUGGGACCGUUUACUGGGGAGACGAAACUUUGACCAAACUCCUCGUCAAGGUAUAUGGGGAUUUUGCCUGGAGUAACCCGCUGCACCCGGACAUUUUCCCGGGGGUCAGAAAGAUGGAGGCUGAAGUGGUGAGAAUGUCGUGUUCGCUCUUUCACGGUGGACCACACUCCUGCGGCACGGUGACUUCAGGGGGAACCGAGAGUAUUCUGAUGGCGUGUAAAGCGUACAGAGAGAUGGCGUACGAACGAGGCGUCAAAUACCCUGAAAUACUUGCUCCUGUGAGCGUCCACGCCGCCUUCGACAAAGCAGCUCACUAUUUUGGAAUGAAGCUUGUGCACAUCCCCCUGAACAAGAAAACGAUGCAAGUUGAUGUUAAAGCCAUGAGACGAGCCAUCGGCAAAAACACAGCGAUGCUUGUGUGCUCCGCUCCACAGUUCCCGCACGGCAUCAUGGACCCCGUCGAGGAAGUGGGCAAGCUGGCCCAGAGGUAUAAUCUGCCGCUGCAUGUGGACGCGUGUCUGGGAGGAUUUCUCAUUGUGUUUAUGGAAAAAGCCGGAUUCACGUUGGCGCCUUUUGACUUCAGGGUGAAAGGUGUGACCAGUAUCUCCGCCGACACACACAAGUACGGCUACGCCCCCAAAGGCUCCUCUGUGAUCCUCUACAGCGAUAAGAAGUACCGGCAGCACCAGUACUUCGUGGCUCCGGACUGGCAGGGAGGAAUCUACGCCUCGCCCUCCAUCGCGGGGUCCAGGCCUGGGGGAAUCAUCGCCGCCUGCUGGGCCACGAUGAUGCACAUGGGAGAGGCCGGAUACGUAGACGCCACCAAAAAAAUUAUCACCACAGCAAGAAAAAUAACAGAACAAAUCCGAAAGAUAAAGCCGGUGUUUGUGUUUGGAAACCCGGAGGUAUCGGUGGUGGCCAUAGGUUCAGAUGUGUUCGAUAUUUUCCGAUUGUCGAACGCUCUGACAUCAAAGGGCUGGAACCUGAACACGCUACAGUAUCCAUCCAGCAUCCACAUUUGUUGCACAGUUCUGCACACUCAGCCUGGAGUCGCCGAUCGCUUUGUUAAAGACGUGAAGGAUGCGGUCGACGUCAUCAUGCAGAACCCCAACGAGAAAACCACAGGAAUGGGAGCCAUCUACGGCAUGGCCCAGUCGAUCCCAGACCGCUCCAUGGUCACGGAGAUCUCUCGUGGGUUUCUGGACUGUCUCUACAGCACUGACAACCCCAAAGCCCAAAACACUGCCCACAUGAACGGCAACGGGAAAGCUCACUGA